UCACGCCAUGGUCCGUCUUCUCGCCCUCGCGUCGCUGCUCGUGGUCGCCGUCGUGAGCCUUUCGCCCGCUGCCGCCAUCCCCGACCCCAUGGCGGUCGCCGCCAAAGCCACCAACGUCGCCAUGGACACGUCCAGCGGAGCCGCUGACGUCGUGAAGGCAGCCGCCAAGCUCAACACCAGCGACACCAGCCAGCUCAAGCCCCCGCCGAAGCUCCUCAUCUAAGUCCCUCAGUUAUCGGAGACUUUCGCGCAGACGGACUUCACGGACCCCAUCCCACCCCAGACCGAGCGACGUACUGUACUGUACUGCGCGAGCCUCGGUAUGUGAUUCUUUUUGUGUCUUAAGUAGAGAUUUAAGCGACCGCUAAUGCAUGUCCGAAAACACGUC
This is a messenger RNA of Phytophthora sojae, 388 nucleotides long. RefSeq lists its product as hypothetical. The transcript has a single exon. The coding region runs from base 8 to 223 and encodes 71 amino acids. The record is from RefSeq and is a predicted model, not a curated record. Lineage: Eukaryota; Oomycota; Peronosporomycetes; Peronosporales; Peronosporaceae.